Molecule: messenger RNA, 532 nt
Organism: Cuscuta campestris
Lineage: Eukaryota; Viridiplantae; Streptophyta; Magnoliopsida; Solanales; Convolvulaceae
Source: the annotation of a GenBank genome assembly
CAUCUUGGAAUGAUACCAAAGACCUUAAAUUUUUAUUCUAAUCAGUUUCCUCUAUUUCAAUUUUUAUCCUUUAGAGCAAGCAUUAUUAUGACAUUAUAUCAUGUUUCUUUGUGAUCAUCCCCAUGGCAGGUGCUUCUACAUGAAGGCGGAACUCUUCUUGUGUGCUUGAAUUUCAUCCGUGCUCUUAAUGACCCUACGUGGUCCUAGAAAGACAAUAUCUCAAAGCUAGCUAACCAAUUGCGAAAUAGGAAAUGCAUAUAACAAAACUUGUGAACGUUAACACAUUCUGUUUGUUGGGAAUAUUACUCAAAGGCGGUGAAGUUCUUGAUGCUCUAGCAUCAUGUCGUAGCAUUGCAUUUGACAAAACUGGCACUUUGACGACUGGGGAUUUUGUGUGUAAAGCAAUUGAACCAAUUCAUGGUCACAUGAGUAGGCAGGAGAAACAGUUUGCUUGCUGUAAACCCACUUGUGAAACAGAAGCCCUUGCUGUUGCAGCUGCGAUGGAGAAGGGCACUACUCACCCAAUUGGAAG